GCAGAGGUGGUGGCAGGGCUGGCAGCAGCUGCCAGGGAAACCGAGGCGCGGGACGCACGGCUCACAGACAGGCAGGCCUGGGAGUCGUCUCUGCGCCCGGCACGCAGGAGGCCUGAGCGCCCCCCUUGCCUGGGCUGAGGGUUCCUGCCUGGUCCGGCAGCGUCGUCGGGACCCGGGUCUUUCCCUAAGCCCGCCAGGGGGCGCCGCGCUGAGGGGCUGCAGAGUGGGGGGCGGGCGCGGCUGACCCGAGAAGGGGUGCCGGGCCGGGCGGUGGGAGAGGGCUCUUUCCCGCUCAGGAGGUGCCCCUGGGCGGGGGACCAGGAGUCCUCACAUCUGGACUGAGGCAGGGGUUUCUGGGGGCGAGGAGGGCGCGUCGCCCUCUGCCCCCGCCGGCACCCUGGCCAUGACGGGCAAAUCGGUGAAGGACGUGGAUCGGUACCAGGCGGUCCUAGCCAACCUGCUGCUGGAGGAGGAUAACAAGUUUUGUGCGGACUGCCAGUCUAAAGGACCACGAUGGGCCUCCUGGAACAUUGGUGUGUUCAUCUGCAUUCGAUGUGCUGGAAUCCACAGGAAUCUCGGGGUGCACAUAUCCAGGGUAAAAUCAGUUAACCUCGACCAGUGGACUCAGGAACAGAUCCAGUGCAUGCAAGAGAUGGGGAAUGGAAAGGCAAACCGACUUUAUGAAGCCUACCUACCUGAGACCUUUCGGCGACCUCAAAUAGACCCAGCUGUCGAGGGAUUUAUUCGAGAUAAAUAUGAGAAGAAGAAAUACAUGGACCGAAGUCUGGACAUCAAUGCCUUUAGGAAAGAAAAAGAUGACAAGUGGAAAAGAGGGAGCGAACCAGCUCCGGAGAAAAAAAUGGAACCUGUUGUUUUUGAGAAAGUUAAAAUGCCACAGAAAAAAGAAGAUCUACAGCUACCUCGGAAAUGUUCCCCGAAAUCCACAGCACCUGUCAUGGAUUUGUUGGGCCUUGAUGCUCCUGUGUCCUGCUCCAUUGCAAAUAGUAAGACCAGUAAUACCCUAGAGAAGGAUUUAGAUCUUUUGGCCUCUGUUCCAUCUCCCUCUUCUUCGGUUUCCAGAAAGGUUGUAGGUUCCAUGCCAACCGCGGGGAGUGUUCCCGAAAACCUAAACCUGUUUCCAGAGCCAGGGAGCAAAUCAGAAGAAACAGGCAAGAAGCAGCUCUCUAAAGACUCCAUCCUUUCACUGUAUGGAUCCCAGACGCCUCAGAUGCCUGCCCAAGCAAUGUUCAUGGCUCCUGCUCAGAUGGCAUAUCCCACAGCCUACCCCAGCUUCCCUGGGGUUACACCUCCUAACAGCCUAAUGGGGAGCAUGAUGCCCCCACCAGUAGGCAUGGUAGCUCAGCCAGGAGCUUCUGGUAUGGUUGCCCCCAUGGCCAUGCCUGCAGGCUAUAUGGGUGGCAUGCAGGCAUCCAUGAUGGGUGUGCCAAACGGAAUGAUGACCACCCAGCAGGCUGGCUACAUGGCAGGCAUGGCAGCUAUGCCCCAGACUAUGUAUGGGGUUCAGCCAGCUCAGCAGCUGCAGUGGAACCUUACUCAGAUGACCCAGCAGAUGGCUGGGAUGAACUUCUGUGGCGCCAACGGCAUGCUGAGCUAUGGACAGUCCAUGAACGGCGGGAACGGACAGGCAGCAAAUCAGACUCUCAGCCCUCAGAUGUGGAAAUAAACACAACGCACCUGGAUGACUACCACUCUCCUCAGCCGCCUCUCUCCCCGUGUUUCCUCUUUCCCCAGCUGCUCCCCCACCCCCAUCCCCUUUCCUACCUCUCUCUGUUUGGUUUAGAAACUGCUCAAUCCGUCACUUGGGACUUGGCAUUCUGCCCAGCCCAGCCACAUCCCAAACAUGCGGACCUCUCUGUUGUUUUCUGUCGUGCCUGUCCCCUAGCUCUCCUGACUCCCUCCCCAGCCUCAGCCCUGGUCCUCUCCUGGUACCAGCACCUUAGCAACUGUUGGCAGAAGGCACUUAGAGCAGGAUCAAUGUGCACACCUUUGAGCACCUUUCCCACCAGGUGAAACCUCCUAUCAGACUCAGAAAGGUCUGAUAAGCUAUUUCCAUAUGUUUAAAUUUGAGGUGAAAACAGAGGCAUCAUGCUCCCCUGACUUACGGGAAUGAAGAAAGUAAUGAAAUCAAAUUAAAUAUUCCUUGAGUCUUAGAGCAGGUUGGCCCUAGCCCUGGCAUGAGGCAAAUGCCCUCCUACGAGGACGAGCAAAAAUAUGACUCUACUUUGCCCUGAAUUGCUUUCUGGAUCUGAGGCUUCAGGACUUGCUGCUUCGGCCAGCCUUUAUUAACACCAAAGACUCUACGAAGGUUCCCCACAAAAACACACACCCAUUUCCCUGCCUCCAUCCUGCCUUCAGUAGGAUCUGACUUUGUGGCUGGAGGACCAACCCCUCCCGUGGGAAUGCAGAGCUUAACAUGUGUACUGCUUGUGUGUGUGUGUGUGUGUGUGUGUGUGUGUGUGUGUGUAUUCCACCUCCCACUCCCUCCCCAUCUGCUCUGGGUAUUUUUGGUUUUGUUUUUUUAGUUUUAGGUUUGCAACAGAGAGGAGUUAAUUUAUCAACAGCCUAAAACUGUUGCCAGUUUUUCUUUAGUUAAAAAAAGGUACAAUCUCAUUGGUAGCUCCCAUCCUCCUUUCCCCUCUCCGCCCUGCCAGUUGCUCUCUCCUGCCGGUGUGUCCAGGCUGCUCUGUGUCCCCACCUGUCCAGGUGUAUGAGGCAGAGUGCCUGGGCAGCUUUCCUCUUAGUCAUCGUUCACCCUACUUGAAAAUUAAAACAAGAAAACUUUGCUUAAAAGAUUUCAUCUUUGGGAAUCACAACUCCUGGUUGCCUUUCUCCUGUGUAUGUGUAAAUUCCUUAAUAAAUAUUGCAGGGAAGGACCGCUCGCUUGCUCUCACUGUGUCCCUCUUGGAGGAGGGUGAGUUCCACGCAGGUUUUCUGCUUUCCAGGGGCAGUUCCCUCACUUUCCGUAUUUUUGAAAACUAUUACAUUUAGGAUGGAUAAGCAACAUAAUGGAAAAGAAUAUAAAAAAAGAAUGUAUAUAUGUAUAUAACUGAGUCACUUUGCUAUACAGCAGAGAUUAGCACAACAUUGUAAGUCAACUGUGUUUCCAUUAAAAAACAAAAAACUUUGUACAGAACAUACCCAGGGGCCAGGAC
Lagenorhynchus albirostris (white-beaked dolphin) is the source of this 3173-nucleotide messenger RNA. It is a transcript of the gene SMAP2, whose product is annotated as small ArfGAP2. The record is from RefSeq and is a predicted model, not a curated record. Lineage: Eukaryota; Metazoa; Chordata; Mammalia; Artiodactyla; Delphinidae. The transcript has 10 exons. Gene Ontology annotation, molecular function: GTPase activator activity. Bases 404 to 1684 code for a protein of 426 amino acids.